Lathyrus sativus (Indian pea) is the source of this 618-nucleotide messenger RNA. NCBI's taxonomy places the organism in Eukaryota, Viridiplantae, Streptophyta, Magnoliopsida, Fabales, Fabaceae. The record is from the annotation of a GenBank genome assembly.
AUGCAAGGGAUUUACCGGAUACUGCGACCUUAUCGCAAUCCUCCGAGGGCUGCGAUAUUUCAACAAUUCCACGGGAAUGGAAUCUUUAACCUGAACAAAAUAUCUUCAGGCUUUGGAUUUAUCACAUCCUAUCCACCCAUGCAGCAGAAAGGGUUGGAGAAUGUUACAGUGUCAGAGGUACUGAUGACAAAGGGGGAAGAAAAAGUGGGUUCCUGGCUGUGGUGUAGAGUUGAUGAUGCUGUUAUUAACGCAAUGAGGAACAUGGCUGAAUAUGAUAUUGGAUCAUUGGUGGUACUGAAGCCCGAGGGCCAAGACAUAGCAGGCAUUGUCACAGAAAGAGACUGCUUGAAGAAAAUAGUUGCACAAGGAAGAUCGCCUUUAUACACGCGAGUCGGUCAAAUAAUGACUAAUGAGAAUGACUUGGUAACCGUGACCUCUGACACAAACAUUCUAAGAGCAAUGAGACUAAUGUUAGAAAAUCGCAUUCGGCAUGUUCCAGUUAUAGAUGGGAAAAUAGUUGGCAUGAUUUCAAUAGUAGAUGUUGUGCGAGCAGUGACAGAGCAACAAGAUGGAGAAUUGAAGCGACUGGGUGAUUAUAUUAGAGGAGAAUACUACUAG